Molecule: messenger RNA, 1197 nt
Organism: Chaetomium globosum CBS 148.51
Lineage: Eukaryota; Fungi; Ascomycota; Sordariomycetes; Sordariales; Chaetomiaceae
Exons: 2
Coding region: 1-1197 (398 amino acids)
Cellular component (GO): mitochondrion
Source: RefSeq, a predicted model, not a curated record
AUGGUUGGACGAGUGCACGUGACCGACCAUCUGACGCUACAAACAUGCGGAGAACCUUCAUCAGCACCCGGGCCGUCGAGCGCCGUCUACCGCGCGUUUGGCGGCCAACAAUCACGGCGCACCUUUGCGACGCCGCCCAUCAAGAGCGACUCUCCUCCGUCGCCCGUUGACCCGUCCAAGGAGCAGGCACACCCUGUCGGACCCUUCUACGAGGCCAUUCUGCGUACCCCCGGGCCCCUGCCGCAGAAGAAGCCCGAACAGCCGCCGGUAACAUCCAAGACCUCCCCGGCGCAAACGCCCAAACCCGCGCCCGAGCAGCCCAAGCCCGCGCAGGAGAAGCCCGCCGCCCCCGCGGCCGAGACAAAGGAAAAGGAAAAGGCGGCCCCCGAGCCGGAAGCCGAAGACAAGAAGCCGGCGCGGCGCCCGCGCAAAGCAAAGCAGCCCGGCAAAGACGAGACCAGCCCGAGCUCCAAGGCCAAGUCGGUCCCCUCCUCCUCUUCUUCCUCUCCAGACACCUCCUCCCCCCCACCCCCGGGUCCAACCCUCCUCCCACAAUCACCAGCACCACCACCACCAUCAUCAAAACAAACAAACCGAGACCCAUCCCCGCAAGAAGAAGAACCGCGGUCUAACUCCGUACAGGCCCGGGCCCGCGUCGUCUUCGGGGCCAGCCUAGCCGGGCCCGCGGAGCGGGCCGAGCGGCUGGCGCGGCUGCGCGCCGAGAGCCGCGUGGUCGCCGGCGUGGUGGUGCCGCCGCGGCCCGAGGAGCCCGACAACUGCUGCAUGAGCGGGUGCGUCAACUGCGUGUGGGAUCGCUACCGCGACGACAUGGAGGAGUGGGCGGCGCGGGAGGCCGAGGCGGAGCGCCGGCUGGCGGCCGAGGAGGCGGGUGGCGUGGUGGGGGUCACGGAGGAGGUGAUGGAUGGGGUAGAGAGGGGGCGGGGGAUGGAGUUGGGCGUGCAUGAUGGGGAUGUGGAUCGGGGGGUGGUCAGUGUGGAUGAUGACGGGGGUGGUUCGGUGGGGAAUUGGGAGCUGGGGUCGCCGCCGCCGCCGCCGUCGUCGUCAGGUGGGAGGAUUGUAAAGGAUUUUUGGGACGAGGAAUUGUAUAAAAAUGUGCCGGUGGGGAUUAGAGAGUUCAUGAAGCAAGAGAAGAGACUCAAAGAGAAACAUCGGCGCGAGGGGACUGUGGGGGGAUAG